Messenger RNA from Dromaius novaehollandiae (emu), 4563 nucleotides. It is a transcript of the gene VTA1, whose product is annotated as vesicle trafficking 1. The record is from RefSeq and is a predicted model, not a curated record. Gene Ontology annotation, biological process: late endosome to vacuole transport via multivesicular body sorting pathway. Lineage: Eukaryota; Metazoa; Chordata; Aves; Casuariiformes; Dromaiidae. The transcript has 8 exons. Gene Ontology annotation, cellular component: multivesicular body. Bases 169 to 1089 code for a protein of 306 amino acids.
CUCCCGGGCACGCCGUUCCCGCCGGCCCGCGCAGGCGCGCAGCCGUCCUGUGCCGGAAGCGGAAGUGGCCGGCGGGACGUUGGGGAGCGAGAGCCGUGGGGGAGCGAGAGCCGUUGGCGGUGAGCGUUGCUGCUGUUGUGUGCCGCCGCCUGCCCAGUCGCCGGCGUCAUGGCGGCCGCGGCGCUUCCCCCUUUGCCGCCGCAGUUCAAGAGCAUCCAGCAUCAUCUGCGAACCGCGCAGGAGCUGGACAAGCGCGAGCCGGUGGUGGCGUAUUACUGCCGUUUGUAUGCAAUGCAAACAGGGAUGAAGAUUGAUAGUAAAACCCCGGAAUGCCGUAAAUUUUUAUCGAAGCUUAUGGAUCAGCUGGAAGCUAUGAAAAAGCAAUUUGGUGAUAAUGAAGCUAUUACUCAGGAGAUUGUUGGUUGUGCUCACGUAGAGAAUUAUGCUUUAAAAAUGUUUUUGUAUGCAGACAAUGAAGACAGAGCUGGGCAGUUUCAUAAAAACAUGAUAAAAUCCUUUUAUACUGCAAGUCUUCUGAUAGAUGUUCUGACGGUAUUUGGGGAGCUUUCUGAAGAGAAUGUUCAGCACAGGAAGUAUGCCAGAUGGAAGGCAGCAUACAUACAUAACUGCUUAAAGAAUGGAGAGACUCCUCAGCCUGGUCCUAUUGGAAUGGAAGGAGAAGGAUUUGAUGCUGAAAGAGAAGAAGCAGGCUCAUCUUCUCUCCAUAGUGGAACAACUCAACCAUCAUCAUCAUCUACUGAUGAAGCAAACAAUAUACCAACUAGUAAUUACACUGGCAUACAUAUACCACCAGGUGCCCAUGCCCCAGCCAACACUCCGGCUGAAGUACCUCAUAACACAGGUGUGACAAGUAACACCAUUCAGCCUGCUGCACAAAAUAUUCCUCUAGUAGAUCCUUCCCUUUACAGUGCUCAGUCUGCAGGGGAAGUCCAUUUGACUCCAGAAGACUUUGCCAGAGCUCAAAAAUAUUGCAAAUAUGCUGGCAGUGCUUUGCAAUAUGAAGAUGUGAGCACUGCUGUUCAGAAUUUACAGAAGGCCCUCAAGUUACUGAUUACAGGCAGAGAAUGAAGCCUUUGUCCAACAGAUUCAUGUCUUUUGCCUAAAGAACUAACAGUUUAUUAUUGUACCUGUUAGGGGAAUGGAGUUAUACAAAAGUUCUCAAUUCCAUUUCCCAUGACAAUGAAAUCACUGUUUCAAUGUCAGAUUACCAAUUAAUGGUGCAGUAGGAAUCUCAAACAGUUUUCAUUUUCGGCUCAGUGGAGCUAGAAAUAUAUGGAUGCAGUGGAUUGAUAUAAGCAAAAUACUGAAGAAUGUACUGCGAACACUGCUCAAGAGUUAGAAUUCAUGUUGCAAUAUUUAGACUACUGGAGGGGGAAAAUGCUGAAUCUGUAAAACCUUGAGCAGACGAGUGUUCUGUUAAAAUUCUAAGUUUGAUUUUAUUAUUUCGAACAAAUAUUUAAUAAGUAUAAUAACUUUGCAAUAGUAACUAAGAUUAGGGCUUUCCUUCUGAAAUGAGAGCAUGUGAAAGGUCUGACAGAUCCACAAUGGGAAGGAUUUCUUUCAGUAUGUAAAUUAUUUUGAUAUCAUCUGAGAUUCAAGUCAAACUUGAGGCAGACUUGAGGGCGUUUAUAUUUUGUUUUAAAAUUCACUGGAAAAUCAUGUCUUGAUACUUCAGACAGCCAUUUUGAUGGUGUUUCAACUCUGUCUCCCACAACUUUAUGAACUGCAAUGUGUAGUCUUGAUAUUGGUUCUUGCUCCUUUUGAAUGAACACUUAAAAUUUUGUAUAUGUAUGAGUAGUUAAGAGAAAGUACUAAUAUUAAUCAGAGAUAAUCCUGAAACCAGAAGACAGAGAUUCUAAACACUGUGAGCUUUCAGGGAGAUUUACUUCACAGCUGUUUCGUCUCUUUAGUAGGCUGAAUCAUAGACCAGUUUUUCAACAAUUACUGCAGUCAAUCUCUGGUAUUAGUGUUAUUGAGCAUGGUGUUUCCAGUUAAUAUUCUCUGUCUGCUUUGUUGUGGAGACUUUUUGGACUACAGAGUUAAUUAAAAUGUCUUGGAAAUUGAAUUUCAGGUCUUUAUAAGGUCUGUCCUUGCAAUUAUAGAGCUCUUGAUUGUUAAAAAUCCAUCCAUGCUGUCUGAUUUAUGUAAUACAUUUUAAUGUCAGAUUAUCUAGUAUGUCUUUUUUUCCAAGUUGCCAGAUGAAGUAUGUGCAUCCUUUACGGCUGCACCAUUUUCCAGUGACUAAAAUAUACCUGAUAUUUAAAACAAGAAGAGGAGGAAAAGAAAACCAAACAAACAUAAGGAUGCAUUAAAUUUACCUGGUCAUAUCCUAUUAAGAGAGCAAAAUCUACUUAACAGCAAAUUCGAAAAGAGUAGUAUGAAAUUUAUUAAUGUAUCCUAAAGCAUUUAGCUGAGCAAGAUUUAAUAGAUAAAACAGGUCUGGUAUUAUUUUUGUUUUGUUUUAUGCUGUGGGAUGGUAUGCUAACCUGGACCAUAGUUUGGAUUAGAUUUGCAUUGGUUUGGGAAGUUUAGAAUUUUAAACGUUUUGGACAGUAAUGCUCUGUAAACGUAGGCAGUGAGCCUGUGUUUUGUACAGUGCUUUGUGCAAGUUAAAUCCUUCAGUUAGCUUCGGUAUCAAACUGAAUUACUGUAAGUUUUUCCAUUUAUAUUAUUGUGGGGUUAUGCGGUGAUUUGAAAAGCUGCAUUUUGGGUAAGGGAGGAUGGGGGACAUUCAUCCGUGUAGAAAUAUAUAUUGCAUUACUAUAACAAUCAUGGUUUCCUUUCAUUUGUGGAUCAUACUGCUAUUUAUAAACAUUAGUUUCAGUCUCCAACACCUGAAGGAGGAAGGUCAGUUUUCCUGUUUCUAUUUAUAAAAUAAUUAAAAGAAUUUAUGGGCUUUUGUAUUACACAAAAAAUAAGCAAGAUAUGUUAUAACACUGUAUUAAUUAGAAGCUUUUCAAUUACAGUUGAUUUUUUUCUUAGAGAUUAAGUGAUGUGAUAAGGAAGUAAAUAACUAAGAAGGCUGCAAACUAAAUUUAAGUAUUUCUUAAAGAGUAUAACAGAUUGUUUGUUGGUCAUGUUUAUGUUGAACCUCUAGAAAACCGGAGAAUCACCAGUGAAAAAGCCAUAAGCAGUUUGAGUGAACACUUACAAAUGUGCAAGUUUCCUGUGUCUAGAAAAAAAUAAAACAACUGUCACUGAAUGGAAUGGAGAUGAAAAUCCUUGUACAAAACUUGAAGAAUUUCAUGGAGAAGCUAUCUGGAUGUUUUUUGUUAAAAAUGAAUUUUAGAGAAUUUGCCAUAUAAAAUUCUCGUGAACUCUGGAAAAUUAAAGAUACCAUGGUAUGGAAGUUAGCAUUAGGGUAUCUGAAUUAGCACAUUGAAGAAUUUUAUUUUAUUUAAAAUUAUUUUGUUCUGAUUAUAUUUUUAAUUAGUAUAUAUUAGUUAUAAAAUUAGUAUAUUAGUUAUAAAACAGUUCACCAUACCAUGUUUGAAGCCAGCUAUUUAAGCUGCUGGCAUUUGAUGCAAUGUAAUUCUUUAGGUUUUUUAUGGAUGCUGAAAGCAUUUGUGCCACUCUGUUUGACUUUGCUUAGAGUUCCAAGUUUAAAGUAUUUGUUGCAGUUGAUUCAGCUUGGAGAAAAGACCCAGUGUUUGUAAUAUUUUGCUCUGUGAAUAAACACUUUCUUUUUGAAUAUUUAUCAUCUAAACUGGUGCCUAAAGCAACUUGUAAAUAGCAAAGAAUAAUAAAUUGCAUUAAGUACAGCCAUGUUUGGGACAGCUUGAGUGUGUCAGAUAGCCUGAAAGUUCAAAACAAUGUUGCAGAACACUCAGGAGAAUGUGGACAGAUAGCCUGUAAAUAUUCUAAAUUCGAAUUUGUGGCAGACACUAGAAUUUAUGGCCUUAUUGCUAAAUACUGUGUGAGCUUUAAGUGCUGAACAAUUGAUUUUACAGCCCCUCUGAAUGAUAAAUUGGCCACCUAUAGUUCCCUCUUAAACCAAUUCCCAACACAUACACAUCAGUUGACAACCCCUUUCCACUCUAUUUGGCCUUUCUCUUUUUCAUUAUGAGUUAUCAAUCUACUUUGGUGUUUAAAAAACGAGAAAGAAACGUUUUCUUCAGAUAUUCCAUGUUCAAUUUUGCUAUUUAUGUAAGAUAUUUUAGUAAAUCUGUUCAAUGUUUGUUUUUUAUAAGGUUUUUGGUAUUCUUUAGUAUUUUUACAGUUUUCUCUAUACUUCCACCUAUCUGCAGGAAAAGUUCCCUAUUAGACUUCAGAAUUCCUAUAAAAUGUUUUGGAAGGUAUCUUGCAACUUCUGUAUGAAAUGGAGAUUUUUUUGAAAGUGUUCUAAUUGAAUUUACUAGUACUGGAGGUGUUCCUUUAAGAAUUGUUCCAGUCAUUUCAGGAAUUUUUAACGGAUGUCUAUUGUAGGUGAAGUUUCAAAGGCACACACUUAGGUGUGAUCGUAUUCCAAGAUGUGAUCCUAAGUGUAGUAUAUGGUCCUAUAUUGUCUACCAGACAUUAACAAUAAAGAAACUUACUGUGUGA